This is a messenger RNA of Haemonchus placei, 294 nucleotides long. The record is from the annotation of a GenBank genome assembly. Lineage: Eukaryota; Metazoa; Nematoda; Chromadorea; Rhabditida; Trichostrongylidae.
AUGGGGGCGGGCAUUACUUAUGAGUGCACUGCGAAGAGUGAUGGCCGAGUUGAGAUCAAGAGAACCUAUCAACUGAGCAGAAAACAAAUCAGCUGCGAAGGUCAUGCAGUCGGCGAAUCGUGGGUAUCUCAGCACAACUUCCACAAGACAUGUACGGAAUCGGGAGCCCGAAUCACCGAAUGUCUGACGGAUGCCGGGAUUCCCGUCCCUAUCAAUCAACAUUUGGUCCUCUCCGGAAUCAAAUACACGUACGUCGUUCGCUAUGAUUAUAGGAUGAAGCCCCAGAAUCUAUAA